CUUUGCUCUUGAAGAAACUUACGAAACUUGAUGUCUCCAGGGCAUAUCAAAUGUGAUGAUAGUAGCCUUGGCAUUUGAAAUGUGUUAGCGGUUUAUUAGGUUAUAUAUGGAUAGCAAAAUAUGAUUUUACUGACCAAGUAGAGUGAUACUCGCCUUUUAACCAUAAGAUAAAUGUGUGGUAUCCGUUUUUAACCUUCAUAGAGGAUUAGUGGAAAUUCUUACUGCUAGUUAUGAGGUAGGUGACUGUGUAUGAAACUGUGUGAGCAUCUAUUAUUCAAACUAAUUUACAGUCCUUAAGGCUUAAAGGUUAAGAACUUUCAUCAGGUUUGAAAAGCUGCUGUUAUUCAAGCUGCUAAAUGGGUGCCAAAGAGAAUGGUGAAGAAAGAGAUGAUCGGACAAACGAUUUGGAAAAAGAUAUAAAGCAUGGCAAAGAAGGUGAAUCAGAUUAUGAACCAGCAAGGGAUUCACUUUCAUCUCAAGGGGAGACACCAUUUAAUGAUGAUAACAAAGUUAAAAGAGCAUCAAGGGUUCCAAAGAAGCUUGCCAAAAAGGAACAAUUAGAGAGUAGUCCUCGUACAUCACGAGGAAGUAUCAAGCAUCAAGAACAUGGCAGACUGCAAUUCAAAGCAUCAAAUAGUAGUCAAACUAAAGCUCAAAAGCCUAUGCGAGCAGCAGUAUCAACUAAAAGUCCUAUGAACAAAAAGAUAGAGAAUUCAAAUGUUUCUUCUAGAGGUUCAUCAGAGAUGUCUGAAGAAUCUAGUGACAAAACCAAUGAGGAGGUUAAGGAAAUUGAUGUGAUGGACGAGGCUCCAAUAUGUGAUCGGAGCAAUGGGACAGAUGAUGAAACAAUUGAGGCAGACGAGGAUGCCCUUGAUGACGACAAGGCAAAAGUAUAUCAGAAGAUUGAAGAGAUGGAGACUAGAAUUGAAAAACUUGAGGAAGAGCUCAGAGAAGUUGCUGCACUUGAAAUUUCUCUAUAUUCUGUUAUACCAGAGCAUGGUAGUUCGUCACAUAAGGUUCACACACCAGCUCGGCGUCUUUCUAGGCUAUAUAUUCAUGCUUGUAAAUAUUGGACUCAGGACAAGAAGGCUACAAUUGCGAAGAAUACGGUGUCAGGGCUGGUACUCGUUGCAAAGUCAUGUGGUAAUGAUGUUCCAAGGUUGACAUUCUGGUUGUCAAACACAGUUGUCCUUAGGGCAAUUAUUUCUCAAACUUUUAGCAACUUGUCCAAUUUCAAUACAACAAGGAAGACAGUUGCAUCGAAUGGUGGUGGAAGGAAAAUUGACGAGCAACAUAUACUGAUGAAAUGGAAAAACAAUUUCAACAACAAACAGGGAAAAAUACUUGGUAUUGUCCAGCAGACAAAUGACUGGCAGGAUACAAACACAUAUGUGUCGGCACUGCAGAAGAUCGAGUCAUGGAUAUUCUCCCGGGUUGUUGAAUCACUAUGGUGGCAGACAUUGACGCCACACAUGCAACCACCGGAAGAUAACUUGUGCACUCCAAGAAGCUCAGGGAAAUUAUUAGGACCGGCAUUGGGCGAUCAACACCAAGGAUUUUUUUCUAUCAACUUAUGGAAAAGUGCUUUUCGUGAUGCCUUCACUAGAAUUUGUCCAGUCCGUGCUGGUGGCCAUGAGUGCGGCUGCUUACCUGUAUUGGCGAGAAAGGUGAUGGAGCAGUGUGUAUCCAGAUUAGAUGUUGCUAUGUUCAAUGCUAUUCUGCGUGAGUCAGCUCAUCAGAUUCCUACUGAUCCUGUCUCAGAUCCAAUUGUUGAUCCAAAAGUCUUGCCAAUUCCCGCUGGGGAUUUAAGUUUCGGAUCUGGUGCACAACUAAAAAAUUCUAUAGGAAAUUGGUCUCGAUGGUUAUCAAAUGUAUUUGGCAUGGAUGAUGAUGAUUCAUCAAGAGAAGACCAAGACCAAGACACUGAUGGGAAUGAUGACAGAGAGUGGGGAACUCAAUCAAAGUCUUUUCGACUUCUUAAUGAAUUAAGUGAUCUUCUGAUGCUCCCCAAGGAUAUGCUACUUGAAAACACUGUCAGAAAAGAGGUUUGUCCUUCAAUUGAUCUUCCCUUGAUAACUCGGAUACUCUGCAACUUUACGCCAGAUGAGUUCUGUCCAGAUCCUGUCCCAGGUGUUGUGCUUGAGGAAUUAAACAUUGAGAGCAUUCUGGAUCGGAAAUCGUCCGAGAAGGAACUUAUUGGAGGCUUCCCUUGUGCGGCUGCUCCUGUGGUAUACUCACCCCCAUUGUUCCGAGAUGUGGCAGAGAAGGUGGGCGAUGUUGGUGAGAAAGGUGAGCUGGACAGGAGAGCAUCCGUGAUACAAAGGAAGGGAUACACUAGCGACGAGGACUUGGAUGAACUAGACAGCCCCCUUGCAGCAAUCACGGACAAGACGCCACCAGUUUCACCAUCUCCGACAGUAGAUGGUGGUCAAAAAGAGAGAUCACAAGCUAAUUCAAGGUAUAGGCUCCUCCAAGAAGUAUGGUGCAAGUGAAAGCCAAAUUAAACACCACAAAGCACAAAAUCUUGUCGUCCUGUUGCACAGGCGUUUUACCUUGAAGAUAUAUAACUGUGAUGAGAUGAGAUGAGAAAUAACUGGUUUUCAUUCGGUUCUUUGUAUAGUCUACGUUGUAAUUCUAUCUCCAAAAGAGAGUUGCUCUGCAGUUUUAAGGAAUGUCCAACUAUAGUUUUAGCUUCUUCCAUCA
Messenger RNA from Zingiber officinale, 2703 nucleotides. RefSeq lists its product as uncharacterized. The record is from RefSeq and is a predicted model, not a curated record. NCBI's taxonomy places the organism in Eukaryota, Viridiplantae, Streptophyta, Magnoliopsida, Zingiberales, Zingiberaceae. The transcript has 8 exons. Gene Ontology annotation, cellular component: nuclear pore. Bases 357 to 2492 code for a protein of 711 amino acids.